This is a messenger RNA of Trachymyrmex cornetzi, 2535 nucleotides long. Its product is annotated as putative leucine-rich repeat-containing protein DDB_G0290503. NCBI's taxonomy places the organism in Eukaryota, Metazoa, Arthropoda, Insecta, Hymenoptera, Formicidae. The transcript is spliced from 6 exons. The record is from RefSeq and is a predicted model, not a curated record. Bases 352 to 2373 code for a protein of 673 amino acids.
UUAACGAAUGAUUAUUUAAAUAUACUGAGAUAGAGGGAAGAAUGAAGAUUAAAAAUAAUAUCUCAUCACUUGAAGAUGCACUUUCGCGUUCUUCGCAUCGAUCGAUGCAUGUAUACAGAUAAAAAAUGCACAUAUACAUACACACAUACAUAUACAUUCACCUUGAUCUGUUUCCUCCUGUGUGCUUCCGCCUUUGUUUCGUUAUCGCCAUCCCGUACAUUUUGCCACUUUGCCAACAAACGUCGCUUCGGCACGCAUACCGCACGCUAGUCUCAGGAUAACAAGGACGAGUCUUCUUGGCGAAAAGCACUAGAGGCGAAGAACCGUGCCAUAUUCGAGCUGGAAAGAACGAUGGAGAAUCUCCAGAUGGAGCACGACAAGUGCAAGGACCUGUUGGGUGACGCGAAAUACAUUGAAUCUUGGAAGGAGGAGACGGAGACGAUGAAUCAACACAUCGUCCAGCUGGAGCAACAAUUGAAAUGCUGUGAGGGCCUAAAGAACAUUAAUGGGGACGACAAAAUAUCAAACAAGGAUAUUGAAACGCAACCGAAGGCGUGCGAAAAUUGUAGUCUAAACGCAAAGGAUCGGCGUAUCCUUGCACUGGAGCGGCAAGUGACAGCCUUAAAAAAUUCCUUGAAGAAUCACACGAGCACAACGAAAUCCUCAGAAAAGGAUAACAGCGAUGAGAAAACGAACGUGAAAGUGGAGGAGUCCUGGAAACAGGAGAUCGAGGCAAAGAAUCAGCACAUCAUCGAACUGAAGCAGAAAGUAGUGUUGCUUGAAAAUCUCCUACGGAAAAACGUGGAUGCGCAGAAAAUGCGCGAUCUUGAGAAAAGGAUCAACAGGAAAUCCAAACGGAUCGUGGAACUGGAGAACGCCGUAGGAGAACUCGAGGACUUCCUCAAGGAGGAUGUGAAAGAGAUGCGUGAUCUGCGAUAUCAGAUAUCGCUCGAUAAAGAUUGUAUUAUGAAAAUGGAAAAGUGGAUCCAGAAGAACAAUCUCAUGAAUGCGGGAAUUGAUAAAGCGAGAAUUAUAGAGCUGGAGGAAAUGGUUACGAAUUUGGAGGAUUACGUCAAAGAGCACGACAUCGACGGCCUUAAACGAAAGUUGCAGGAUCGAGAAUGCAGAAUUGUUCAGUUAGAGAAUCAAAUUUUUGAGUUGAGAAAACUGUCAAAAUAUGAAGAAAAUAAACCAGUCAAAGACAUGCCGAAGGUGAACUUUCUAUCUAAUAAUGAAGUAGCUUGUGAGCUAGAAGAAAAAGAACAAAAGGGCGUGAUGCACGCCGUUUUGGAAGAAGUUAAUAAAAUUCAAGAGUACGAACAAGAGGAGAGCCUAAAAAUAAAAUUGCAAGAAAAAGAGCAAAAGAUGAAGGAAAUGGGGCAUGAUAUUUCGGAAAAAGAUAACAGAAUUCAAAGAUAUGAACAGCAAAUUGUCGAGCAGCAAAAUAAGAUUUUGAAAAUGGAAAAAGAGAUGGCCAAAAUUGAAGAAGGAUUUUACGAAACGGAAAUCAUUAGUGCGCUGAAGAAAGAAAUUAGACUAAAAAAUGAGAGGGUGCAGGAGUUAGAAAUGGAGGUCAAUUCUUUAGAGACAUCGCUCGGCGAGAGAAUUGAUGUCGCGAUUGAAGAGCUCAUCGCCACCCUAAAGGAAAAGGAAGAGAUAGAGCUUCAAUUGAAGAAGAACCUCGCGGAUAAAGAGAAUAAAUUGGAAGAAUUGGACGCGGCUCUUCGCCAGAGCAUUGCAAUUACGGAUGAGAUUGAGGCGAAGUUAAAGAAUGAGAAGAAGCUUAGAAAAGAAGCCGACCAAAGAAUUGCCGAGAUAGAGGAAAAAAUCGCAGUCAUGCAAGCUGCUUCAGCCACGAAAUGCAUCACGUGCAAGCCGCUUCUUUAUAAGAUAUUUAAGACCGAAGGGAAAUUCGGCCAGUCGAAUCAGGAGAAGACUGUUCAACUUCAAGAGUUGCAUCAAAUUAAGCGUGAUGUUUUAAAAGCUGCCCUUUCCGAGAAGGAUGCUCAUUUAGCUUUGUUGGAACAUUCAGGCAUCCAAACUCCGACACAAGCGGAUGAGGCGGCGAAACUAAAAGCCGAUAAGAAAAUAUUACUUGAUAGACUGAGGGAAGAGGAUGAGAAGAGUAUCAAGUUAGACCUGCGGGAAACAACAUCACACUUAUUUCAAAAAAUAUUCAAGAUAUCCGAUGACAGUGAGGACAGUAGCGAUAAUAAUAAUAAUAACUCUUUUGAUGAUCGCUUCAGUAGGAUCAAUUCACCGAAAUCAGUUGCUGUGAAUGAUGACAACUCGCCGACAUCGGCUACUACGAGUUGCAAAUAUUCAACAAGGACGUCGCUGGUGUCCGAUAUGAAAGACGAAGAUCACUCGUAGAUUCAUCAUCAGGAUACCAGAUAAGUACUCGAGUACCACUUACGGUAUUUCGGAGUAUCGGUUUCUUCGUUACCUCGAUGUUGUCAUACGCACACACACCCGCGAACGUAGAGGCAGUGUAUAGAACAUCUAGUAGCAAAAAAGAAAACGAAACAAACAACA